Drosophila ananassae is the source of this 559-nucleotide messenger RNA. It is a transcript of the gene msd1, whose product is annotated as augmin complex subunit msd1. The record is from RefSeq and is a predicted model, not a curated record. Lineage: Eukaryota; Metazoa; Arthropoda; Insecta; Diptera; Drosophilidae. Bases 65 to 481 code for a protein of 138 amino acids. The transcript has 2 exons.
UAUGUUAUAUUCGAUAAUUAUAUCAGCUGAUUUUUGACAAAUUGGAAAGUCAGACGAAUUCGAAAUGUGCGACGCUGUAGACGAAAUGUUGGCGGGUCUUGCCGCAAGACGUCAGACGAUGUCCAGACAGGCUGCCAAGAUAGAUGAGAUAAUGGAGCGCUCCAACAAUACACUUCUUCACAUCGAGUCCAACAACAAGGCUCUGGCUCAAAAUGCCUCCCCUCUGGACUCCCAAAAGGUUUUUAAUGUCCCACCGGAGUGCGAGCUGGCGCUGGUCAAGAUCCUUGAGAACUUUAAGCAACUGGUGCAGAAUAGCGACCACAAAGAAGAGACCUACAGCGCUCUCGAUGGGUGUCUUGCGCACAGGCAUCGAGUGGAACAUCUUGGCAGCUCGGUUCGAAAACUGGUGGCCCUGUGCGACACUGUGGCCCAGAUGAAAGCCUUCCAGGAGGAGCAGGAUGUAGCCGAAGAUUCAUCGUAGUGCAUUUACAUAUAUACUUAUUUUAAAUAUUUAAAGAACGUUUUUAAAAGAUUUUAUUAUACGAGAAAAGCAAAUGAA